UUGUCACUGUGGGAUAAUGGUAAACGGAAAAUCCGCUAUCUUUAUCUUGGAGAUGGAAAUUCUUUUUCAGUGACAAAGAACAGUCCUGGGGAGAAGCUCAUUCCUCUGUUUCUUGGAGCUGAUCUUUAUUCUGAUACAGAUAUUCGCAUUGAGAACCACCCUAGGUACCAUGCUAAGUUUGCUAAAAAAGGAUUGGCAACCAAGCUUGUAUUUUCAUCUGAGUACCGGUUCCAUGGUUUACGGGUUCCUUGUGGAAUGAACAGUUUGUGGUUCUACAGCAUUCAGGGCAUCUUUCGUGUGGCCUUUGAACUCUACAGCAAACAGCAGCAACUGUCCAUCCUGGAGUCGUUUCAGGACUUGUGGAAAUCACGGCUAAAUGAUGACCUUUUAAAAAUGACCUACCAGCUCACUGCGAGACUAGACAGUCCACUGCCCCAGAACACCUUGGGGUCAACAGAUCCAGACAGUAGACAGACCUCUGAGAACACACCAAGUCAAUGUGCUUGUUCCCUUCAGGGUGCAGAACCAUUUGAAAUCGCACAUCAGGACCCGCCUGAAGACACGCCUUCAGAGGACCAUGACUACUGUUCGCCUGUGAAAGCAACUAUCAGUGAAAUCCCCAGCCAACCCUGUCAGGUUUCUCAAACACUCAAAAUCUUGGAAAGCCAGCUUCAGUCAGUCCAAAGCAUUGGACAUGAACAGAAUCACAUCCUCCUUUCCUUUCUGAGACUGGCAGAGCUCUUCACUGCUGGUGGGGUAUUGGAUGAGGAUAAUUUGGCAAAAGCUGUACUAUCCCUCCUCCAGCUCCAGACACCAAGCUCCCUAUCCAUCUACUGCAGCCCGUUGCUCCAGGCUGUAGCGGGCUGGCUGGGUCGCUGCUUCCACACCGCCAACAGCUGCAUUAGCCAGCAGGUGGAGAGCUUCAAGGUGCGGCACAUUGAGCACAUUAGCGACCUUCCUCCGGCUGAGGAGCUAGCGGCUGAGUUGUUCCCCGAAGCCAUGCGGACGCUGCUUGUGAACUGGAUGGGUCUUAGCGAGGAGGCUGCCCAGUGGAAGAGGCACAGCGAAUUUCCCAUCCUGCUGCUCAUCCUGGAGUUUGCUAACCACAACCUCAUCACCGGCGUGGCCCAUGUACUGUACUCCAGCCUUAUUUGCAAGUAGAGGCCUCAGGCACAGAAUACCCAAAUACUGAGAUUAUAGGAAUAAGUCUUAGGUAACGACAAGGCUUUGUGAAGCUGAAGGAGCAACUCUGCUACCAGUUGAUUCCAACUCUUAAGUCUCCCUGCCUCAUGCUGGUCAUUCCACCCCAUUAUUAAAGGUCACUAGAGCUGCCGCAGCCUCUGCUCCCCUCCUGAGUGAUGCCGUGGCCGCUGCUUCCAACCCCUCACGGUCCCUUAAUGUAAUUCAGGAUUGUAUUACCUUGGUUAUGACAGGACCGUGUUGUCCAUUUUCUCAAACCCAUGAGUGCGAUACACCCAUAUAUACAUGGUAAUAUGAAUGAGUGCAUCUAUGGGAGCUCCUUGUUUUUCUAACUUUUCUUGUACCUCUUUGGGAACAACUGUGACUGAACAUGAACCCAUUUUCAUACUCAUUAAAUGUAUUUUUUAUAUAA
This is a messenger RNA of Clupea harengus (Atlantic herring), 1612 nucleotides long. RefSeq lists its product as uncharacterized. The record is from RefSeq and is a predicted model, not a curated record. The transcript has 4 exons. The annotation marks the transcript as partial. Lineage: Eukaryota; Metazoa; Chordata; Actinopteri; Clupeiformes; Clupeidae.